CAGGCAGCGCCCCCAGCCUCACAAGCAGCGGCGCCCGCCAGGCUCGUUCAGGGGCCUCCGCGGAAGCCGCGGCCUCGGCUCCAGGCUCGCGAAAGUCGCCUCCCGAAGGGGACCCGCCUCGGGUCUCGUCCCGCGGCUUCCCGGGAGUGCCGGCCGGCCGUCCCCCCUGUCAGCGGGCGGGGCGCUCCGAGGGGCUCCGGCGCCUGAGGCUGUUCUUUGUCCCGGCAGGGGAUUUAUAUUCAGAAAAAUGAAUUGCCUUGAUGACUGUGCAUCAGGAUAUCUGGGUGGAACAAAACCUCUGGCCUUGAAGGACAAGAAUAUCAAUUCUUCUUUGGAAAAACAAAGUGGUAUUAAAAAUAAGCAAACCAAAAUUAAUGUGCUGUUUGAAACAACACUGAAAGUUCAAGAAGGAAAACAAGAGCAUUCAAAUGAUCAACAGGUCAAGAAUUUAGAUUGUUUUAUCUCCUCUGUGAAAGAAAGUGAUGCGGACUGCAAAGUGGGGGGAUCUGAGAUCUCAGCCUCAGACCAUAAUUGUUCAAACAACUCAUUUAUUGACCUUACUAAUAUUUGGGAAGACAUGGAGGACUUUGAAACAACUGGACCACAGAAAAUAUGUCCACAACGGUCUGUAUCAUUUCAAGAUAAGCUGUCUGUAAACAAUAAAAAGACUGCAAAAAGCCCCUCUACCAGGAAGCCAAAGAUAUCUAGCACAGGAAGAGAGAAUGAAAAAUGUAAUGAUGUGUAUAUUUGUACAAAUAGGAAAACACAAACGCUUCAUAUGGAACAAGAGGGAGGCAGCCUGCCUGUUCCUUGUCUUGACCCUUCUAAUUCAAGUCAAAGAGAUUUUUCAAAUGGAGAACGUGAAGAGGAAAAGUCUUUGGAAAGUUUCCAGGCAGAGAAAAAAGAAAAAUCUUGGAUUGGGCAAAAUGAUUCUGGCCUCCCCUUAAGUGGGAAUGAAGAACCUGAUGAAGGAAGGGAGGACCCUCAAGUAUUCAGUGAGUCUGAAGACUAUGUGGACUUCAUCCCCCCAUCUCCAGAGGAGGAGAUGCGGCCUGCUUCCUUCGGGCUGAAGAGCACUAGGCAUUUUCCCCAAAGAACAGCUGAUGAGACAACUCUGAAUUUUGAACUCUCGGUGAACCAACUUCCGGAGUUUGGAGAAAUGACCAGAAGAAGUGAAGGAAGGAAGGAAGGCCAGUCCCUCCUUUGUGUAAUGGAAGAGAUCUGUAAACUGGUGGACUCCGUUCCAGAAAGAGAGCUGAAGUCUCUGCUAGGUGGCCAAGAGCUGCUUCGGCUUAGAGAUUGCAGAAGAAAACUGUUGAGCAGUUCCAGAAAUGGAAACAGAACCGGUGCUGAUCAAUUUCUAGAUAAGAACUGCAAAUAUAAUUUUGACUAUGAUGGCUCCCACAAUGGAAGUUACUCUUCUCAGCUGGGAAAAACGUCUUCCCCACUUCCUCAAGGGGCCGCCUCUACUUCUGGACCAUUUUCUGGCAAGCGGCUUGGUGAUGUUCCCCCCCUGCGUGGCAUUCUUCCGCCACCCUCUCAAGGAUGGGCCAGUGCCAAUUCAUCGGUUUUCGUGAAAGAUUCUACCUGGGACACGUCCUCUUCUGCCGUGGAAAGUCCAGGCGUAUCUUGUCCCAAGAGGGAAACCGGCGGAAUAACUGGGCUCCAAAAUCCAGACUUAGAAGCUGAGACAUGCUGGUGGCCUUCAACGCUGAAUGGAACAAGUUCGGACAGCCGAAGGAAAUGUGCUCUGCUUACGAGCAAUGUGGGAAGUGAGAGUCCUUUGGCAACUGGAGGACAGAAGCUUCAUAAGGAUGAUUUUGAUAUUGAUGAUUUGAAUGACUUGGACGAUGCCGUAAGGGCUUCAACAGCCAGAGACACUUUCCAGGGCCCAGCCCAGCCUGCUGCAAACAUCUCCCCUGCAGCAAAUCUAUUUUUGAAAGAAAACUCGGUUGCGACCAAGACAGGCACUGAUCUGCAUAGCAAUUUUUCUUUCACAGACUGUUCUGUGAGGGGCGAGAGUUUCCCUGUUCCUCCACUAAUUAAGGAUACACCUUCCAAAAAUGCUACCGUGGAACCAUUCAGAGGUUUAGCAUUUCCACAUUCUAAUGAGAUGAUGAAGAUAUUCCAUAAAAAAUUUGGUCUCCAUCAUUUUCGGAUCAAUCAGCUUGAAGCCAUCAAUGCUGCUUUGCUGGGUCAGGACUGCUUCAUCCUGAUGCCCACAGGAGGUGGCAAGAGUCUGUGCUAUCAGCUACCAGCCUGUGUUUCGGUGGGAGUCACCAUCGUCAUCUCUCCGUUGAGGUCCCUGAUAGUGGAUCAAGUCCAGAAACUGACCUCAAUGGAUAUUCCAGCCACUUACCUCACUGGUGACAAGACUGAUGCCGAAGCAUCCCGAAUUUACAUGCAGCUCUCAAAGAAAGAUCCCAUCAUAAAACUUGUCUACGUUACUCCAGAGAAGGUUUGCUCGAGUGGUCGGCUGAUGUCAGCGCUGGAGAAUCUGUACCAGCGGCAGCUCUUGGCUCGCUUCGUGAUCGACGAGGCCCAUUGCGUCAGUCAGUGGGGUCAUGAUUUUCGCCAAGACUACAAGCGGCUUAACAUGCUCCGAAAGAAGUUCUCCUUGGUUCCUAUGAUGGCUCUUACUGCCACCGCCAACCCCAGAGUGCAGAAGGACAUCCUGAAUCAACUGGAGAUGCACCAGCCCCAGGUGUUUACUAUGAGCUUUAACAGGCACAACUUGAAAUACGACGUGUUACCCAAGAAACCCAAAACUGUUGCUUUAGAUUGCUUACAAUGGAUCAGAAAAUAUCACCCCUGUGACUCGGGAAUUAUUUAUUGUCUCUCGCGGUAUGAAUGUGACUCAGUGGCCAACGCUUUGCAAGAGGGGGGGCUCUCAGCCCUGGCGUACCAUGCUGGCCUCCCGGAUGGCACUAGAGACCUUGUGCAGCAGAAAUGGAUUAACCAGGAUGGAUGCCAGGUUAUCUGUGCCACCAUUGCAUUUGGAAUGGGGAUCGACAAGCCCGAUGUGCGCUUUGUGAUCCAUGCCUCCCUCCCUAAAUCAAUUGAGGGCUAUUAUCAGGAAUCCGGCAGAAGUGGGCGGGAUGGCGAAGUCUCCCACUGCCUUCUUUUCUACAGCUACAGCGACGUGACCAGGCUGAGACGGCUCAUCCUGAUGGAAAGGGAGGGCAACAGCCACACCCGGCAGACGCACUUCAACAACCUCUACAGCAUGGUCCAUUACUGCGAGAACAUCAUGGAAUGCCGGAGGAUACAGUUGCUGGCCUACUUCGGAGAAACGGACUUUAAUCCUAGAUUUUGUAAGGAGCACCCCGAAGUAAGUUGCGACAACUGCUCCAAACAACAGGUAUACAAGUUGAGGAAUGUGACCGAAGAAGUAAAAAACAUUGUGAGGUUUGUAAAGGAAUAUUGUGGUGAAAAAGGAACUAGAAAUAUCAAGAGAAAUGCAGGAAGAUACACCCUCAAUAUGAUGAUUGAUAUUUUCUUGGGUUCAAAAGCUGCAAAGAUUCAGCGUGGUCUCUUUGGCAGGGGAGCAGCCUACUCCCGCCAUAAUGCCGAGCGACUUUUUAGGAAGCUGGUGCUGGACAAGAUUCUGGAUGAAGAUUUGUACAUCACUGCCAACGAUCAAGCGAUAGCAUACAUCCAGCUGGGGGAAAAAGCUGGUGCUGUGCUGAACGGCUGUUUGCAGGUGGAGUUCUGUGAAACAGAAAGUGCCAGCAAUAUCCGGAAGCAGAGGGCUUUGGAGACCAAGGUGUCCCUACGGGAAGAGAUGGUUAAGAAGUGUCUCUCUGAACUCACAGAUGUCUGUAAAAACCUUGGGAAAGUGUUUAAUAUCCACUAUUUUAAUAUUUUUAACACUGCCACAUUAAAAAGAAUAGCAGAGACUUUGUCUUCAGAUCCAGCAGUUUUGCUUCAGAUUGACGGUGUCACAGAGGACAAAUUAGAGAAGUAUGGAGCAGAAAUAAUAGAUGUGAUGCAGAAGUAUUGUGCAAAGUUACUACCAGUGGAAAAGAAGCCUCUCGCAGCCACAGAGACUUAUGUUAGCAGAUGUGACAGUGAAGGUGAGGAAGGAGAAGCAACGUAUACGACAUCCAGCUAUUUCCAAACCAAAAAUGGCAAGGGAAGGAAGAGGAAGAAGUCUCAUUUUUUUAGAGAAUCGAAGAAGAAAAAAGGAUCAGGGGGACAGCAGGCUUAUCCUAAGAGGAGUUACAAAGCCUGCAAAAGUGCAUCGUCCAAUUCCAGAAGUUCUAUUUCCUGUGUUUUUCCUGGCCAACCAGGAGCUGGCAAGAGGCCUGGAAUCAUGGCACCGCCAAACCCCCAAAGCAGACAAUACCUUAAACCUUCUUACACGCUUUUGUGAUGCCCUUAAAAGUUACGUUCAUUUUUAUAGAUGUUAUUCAGCAUAAACAUAUUAAAUUUUUCAACGACUUUUAUAUUAAGUACUCAUGUUUCAUAACUUGCUUGUACAUAACUAAAGCAUUUAAAUUAAGUCACUUCUUGUCAGCUCUUGCAUAAGAAAGCUUUUGAGUUAUGGAUAUGAAUCCCUGAAAUAUGAGAUGAAUGCCCUGGAGGCGGGAGACAUUGAGCUAGUGGAGAUUAAAGUAUUUGUAUCUGUU
Molecule: messenger RNA, 4631 nt
Organism: Ahaetulla prasina
Lineage: Eukaryota; Metazoa; Chordata; Lepidosauria; Squamata; Colubridae
Gene: BLM
Product: BLM RecQ like helicase
Exons: 21
Coding region: 248-4375 (1375 amino acids)
Biological process (GO): double-strand break repair via homologous recombination; telomere maintenance; DNA replication
Cellular component (GO): cytoplasm; chromosome; nucleus
Molecular function (GO): hydrolase activity, acting on acid anhydrides, in phosphorus-containing anhydrides; DNA binding; ATP binding
Source: RefSeq, a predicted model, not a curated record